AAAGAGCAUUUUUGAAACAGUCUUCUAGUCUUUUUGGUUACCAAGAUUGGAUGGCUUUUUGAUUUAGAAGUGAAUGCUCUAGCUUGAUUGAUGCCUCAAAUUCGUCAUGUGUUGAAGAUGUGGAAUUUUAACUCUUGGUUUUAAAUGAAUAAGCCAUAUGAGGAUCUACGUGUUAUUCGUGUGUGUUCAUUUGGUUUGCGCAAAGACGAACGAACAUCAUGGAAUUCAAAAAGACUUAGAACCACAAGACGUAAAAGAUGUGUUUUUCAAGCAUCCGCAUCAAGAUUCUAAAUCGGGAUCAUCUUAUAAAGGCAUUAAAUUGACCAAGGAAGAUUCCAACAAUGAAGAACAAUUAAUCGCAGGUAGAUUUAGUCCCACAGGAUGGGUCACCAAAUGUCGUGGCUCAGAAUGCAUCAGUACUACCAACAGCAACAGGGCUGGCAACUUUCUUAAUAAAGCUCUAGAUGUUCUAGAUAAGUAUGGUGCACAGAAAAGUGGUCAGCACCACCCGACCAAAAAGCAAGAUAGGACAUCGUCCAAUUCACUGGCUACGCUCCUUGCAACUACUUCCGGGGUAAUUGGAAACGACAAAGAUAACAACGCAUCAAAGCCUAAGGAAACCAAGACAGAGACAAAGAAAUCCCAUGGUAAAAUGGAAAAUAUUGAUGAGACCAACAUGAAAAGGCAAGGGUGGUUUGAAGGGAAUCAAGCUAUGAACAACGGAAUGGUCAAUGGAAUGGGGAACAAUAUACAUACACUACCAGGUCACCACAAUGGGCCUUUGGCAACGAACACUAUGGGCAUGCACUAUCAUGGACCACUUGGGGCGCAUAUGGUGUCUCCAGUUAUACAUAACAUAGGUAUACAUGAGCAUGGCUUUUACCAGCCUCAUGCAGGAAUGCACAAGAGUAUUCAUGUUAUGGAUCCUUCGUAUGGCAAUACGGAACAUGGCAAUACAGGCAAUGUAGGAACGAUUGCACAUUUUCACCAGCCAUUGCCUUUUCCUGUUAUAGGGCCUCCUAUCGCCCAUGGCCACGGGCACUUUCAUUCGCCAGCUUUACCAAAUUUUGGAUUAAACCCACCUAUCAUUCAUCAUCAUCAUGCUGCAACUCAUAUCAGCGAACCGGUCGUGCACUUAAAAGGAAACCUUAAUAUGCUGCUGGAUGGGCCUGUCCCACCCUAUCCAGAAAUGCCUAUUCCAGGACCGAUGCCUGGAAUACAUGGUCUUCCUGUCAAUCAUGUGCCUGUUCCAGUGCCGGUACCUGGACCACCAGAAAUACACCGUAUUCCAGUAUCAGUUCCUGGACCGCCUGAAGUGCGUCCUGUUAUGGUUCCUGUACAGUCUCCACCAAUUAUCCAAAGGGUUCCAUUUCCUGUGCCAGUUCAGUCUCCUCCACAAAUACACAAUGUGCCAGUCCCAGUAGCAGUUCCUGUCCAAUCGCCACCAAAAAUCAAAGAAGUACCUUAUCCAGUAAGAGUUCCUGUCAAACAGCCACCUGUUAUACAAAGGUUUUUCUACCCUGUUGGCGUACCACAACCUGGCCAAGUUCACCAUGUACCGUAUCCUAUUUAUAUCCGACAGCCUCCUGAGAUUCGACGAGUUCCGUACCCUGUUCGUAUCCAAUCACCACCCGAAAAGGUUCCCAUUCCGGUGCCAUCAGAGCCAGAAGUCUUUGUGCAGCGUGUUCCUUACCCAGUCAUAAUUCCUCAGCCAGGACCAACACAUGAAGUUCAUMAUCACCAUCAACAUUAUAUUGUAACACAAAAUGGUCACUGUAAUAUCAAUCCUUGUAUAAAUGGUGGAACCUGUACGGCUUUUGAGGACUCUUAUAGAUGCCACUGUCAAGACGGUUUCAAAGGUCUUCACUGCGAAGAGCAAAGCAAAUGUCAUCCAAAUCCAUGCAGGAAUUUAGGCACGUGCACAGAAGUGGAGAAAGAAUAUGAAUGCACUUGUCAACCAGGAUACAAGGGCACAAACUGUGACAUAACCGAUCCCUGCUCUCCUUCGCCUUGUAAAAAUGGUGGAACUUGUGCCCAAGUUGGUUCCUCCUAUACCUGUGACUGUCGCAUUGGAUGGAUAGGAAAGGACUGUGGAAUUGAAGCCAAAUGUCUUCCUAUAAAUCCUUGUCAAAAUGGAGGAACAUGUACCGAAGCGCUUGGGUCAUAUCACUGUAAUUGUAUAUCUGGCUGGCAAGGCCUUAGCUGUGAAAUUUCAGCACCAGAUCCGUCAGACUCCUUAGGACAGCCAAGAGGUGGAUGUUAUAACUGCGAUCCGCACGCUUACUGCGAAGAUAACACAUGCGUGUGUACAGAGGGUUACAUAGGAGACGGCUACACUUGUGACUUUGUUCCACAAGCAGUUCACGAUAAAAGAGUUUUCAUAGUUGGGAAACUAAUGAGAAGAAAAAACGCGAAAGUCAUACCCAACUUUUCCAGCAAAAGGUACCAACUACCUAAAGCAAGGACAAAAGACGCCACAAAAGGAUCGAGAAAGCAAGUGCAUCCACCUCACUCGACUUCUUAUAGUGCGCAGAAGUCAAAGCAAUGAAAAAAUUCGAGGAAUGAACUCACGCCUAUUCAUUAUCACAGAUAUUUUCGGAUCAAAUUUGAGUUUUUUGGAAGCUGCAUCGUCGAUUUUGAAAAGCUUGGGUGUUACAAAAGGCUCAGGUACCUUUUCAGUAUGGCAGUCGUUAGCAAGUUUUAAUGUCAUCAUUUUUAAAAUUUUGAUUUUGCUGACGCAACAUGAACGCUAAAUUUUACCGAGGAAGUCCUUUCAAAGAACUGCUCUUUCACUUUAUAUAGCUGCCAUAACUGCUUGGUUUGAGUUUCUUGGAAGCUGCAUCAUCGAUUUUGAAAAGAAUGGGUGUUACCAAAAGGCUCGGGUACCUUUCAGUAUGGCCGCAGCCAGCAAGUUUUAAUGUUAUUAUAUUUAAAGUCUCGAUUUUGCUGACACAACAUAAACGCUAUUUACCGAGGAAGUCCUCUCACGUUGCAAAGGCCUGCUCAGUCAUUUUAAAUAGCUGCCAUAACUGCUUGGUAGCUCUAUGAUAGUGGACCUAUUAUUAUGAUUGUUAGCAUUAAUAGUAUCAAGUAUUAGUAUCGGAGGCACUUGAAAGAACCAUGCACUUUGGACGCAAAGAAACCCUGGCAGUAAAUGCCCUCAGUGUCUACACCUCAUACUAACCACCUCUCUGGAUUGUCAGCGUUUUUGAUUAUAUAUACAUAGGAAGGUUAUAGGAAGGGCUCCCUAUAUCAAUAAAUCAUUAUCAAUGAUUUUAAUUCUAAAUGGCAUGUUCGAUUUGAUAACGGCCCAGCAAUAAAGAAACAAGUAAUGCCUUAAGUUGAAAUUAUUUAUCGGAAUAAACACUCAAUUCACAAUUUUCUAUCAAUAUUUUGUACAUAUUUACUACUCAAUGUUUGAAAAAUCUAAUCUACCAAAAUUGUGAAGUAUCAAUUGACUAUCAGAACUAGCUGUUAUCAUGCCCGAGUUAUCUCAUAGACUCUUUAUCAUGCAAUACAAUUAAAACAUAAUAAAACAUUGAUCCGUA
This is a messenger RNA of Actinia tenebrosa (Australian red waratah sea anemone), 3548 nucleotides long. RefSeq lists its product as uncharacterized. Gene Ontology annotation, molecular function: calcium ion binding; Notch binding. NCBI's taxonomy places the organism in Eukaryota, Metazoa, Cnidaria, Anthozoa, Actiniaria, Actiniidae. The record is from RefSeq and is a predicted model, not a curated record.